AUUCAUAUCCAAUGUUACUGGUAGCAAACAAAGUGGAUUUAAUUCAUUUGAGAAAAGUGACGGAAGAUCAAGGACGCGACUUGGCUGCCCAAUUAAAGAUCUCUUACAUUGAGACAAGUGCCAAAGAUCCACCACUCAAUGUGGAUGCUGCCUUCCACGAAGUAGUUCGAAUCAUAAGAAAUUUGCCGCCGCAGACCGAUAAAAAGCGCCGCCGUGAAUGGUGGAAAAAUAGAAAAUGCGUUCUUCUCUAGCGUAACGUCGAUUUUAAAUCCGGAGAAAAAUUACGUUUUCGUGUGGAAUGUUAAAAGUUGAAAACGAAAUGUUAUUCUGUCAUUCGUGCGAAAUCGUAAAAAU
Molecule: messenger RNA, 354 nt
Organism: Centruroides sculpturatus (bark scorpion)
Lineage: Eukaryota; Metazoa; Arthropoda; Arachnida; Scorpiones; Buthidae
Product: ras-related protein M-Ras-like
Exons: 3
Coding region: 12-251 (79 amino acids)
Molecular function (GO): GTP binding; GTPase activity
Source: RefSeq, a predicted model, not a curated record